Halichondria panicea is the source of this 3444-nucleotide messenger RNA. RefSeq lists its product as uncharacterized. The coding region runs from base 91 to 3276 and encodes 1061 amino acids. The transcript has 9 exons. The record is from RefSeq and is a predicted model, not a curated record. NCBI's taxonomy places the organism in Eukaryota, Metazoa, Porifera, Demospongiae, Suberitida, Halichondriidae.
UAUGGUAACGACCUUUACCUAGUACCUAACAGCUGCCUUUGCAGAACCUAGCUAGCUAGAGACAUCUAUUAUCUUUAGAGGCGCGCCCUAAUGGAUAGAAAAUUUCGCGUGAAUGAUCCAGUAUGGGCCAAAAUGAGAGGCUACCCACCAUGGCCCGCCAAGGUAACCAAGCAUCCUAAGGGUGUGCACGGACCUUCGAACAGACUCUACGUAUUCUUUUAUGGCACACAUCAAAAUGCUUGGAUGUUACCUAGUGACCUCUACCCCUAUGCUGAGUACAAGGAUACCUACCUCAAGCCCUCCUCUAAGAAAGGUUAUGCAGAGGCAGUAUGGGAGAUCGAGGAGGACCCUCAACUCACCAUCACCUCCUCUGUUAAGACUCCAAAGAGAAAGGGACCUGCCAAGAAGAUUUGCAAAUCCUCGUCUCCUGUACCGCUAGAAAAACCUCGUAAACGGAAAACACAUGCUUCUCCUCACACUUCCAUGCCCACUCACUCGACUAAGCCUCACACUCCUCACACUUGUACGCCCACUCCCUCGGCUAUGAAGAAGGAGCGUCUCGACUCGGAACUGGAGUUGGAAACAGUGUUGUCCUCCGAGGCCCCUCUACCUACAAAGCAAGUAAUGCUUGAUCCAUCCAGCCAGUUGUCAGAAGAUGGCAGCCAAAUGCAACAACAACACAGAUACUCCACAAGACGUAAAAAUGUAACCGCGGGGAUUGUCGAGGAUCUGAAGCAAAACUACAUGGCUAGGAAAGAGCAGCGUACUUUUACUACGAAGGCCACACCCCCAUCUGCUAGGGAAAUUUCCCCACCUGUACCAGCUGUCGUUGAAACUACACCAAAAGGGAAAGCCCCAACACCUCCACCAAAGAAACCAAAGUACAUGACAAGGAAAGAGCAACGUACUUCAACUACAAAGGCCACACCCCCAUCGGCAAGAAGGGAAAUUUCCCCUCCUGUUACACCAAAGGGGAAAACCCCUACACCACCACCACCAACACCACCAAAGAAGAAAACAUUACCAUCGAAACAAGACAAGGCAAACAAACAGCCAACGAAGAAGACUACCAAACCAGCAAACACAACAAGAGUAACAAGACGAUCGCAAAGAUUUGUAAGCAAUGAGACAAGUUCUAACGACAAUACAACGAUAACUAUCAAGCCAGAACCCGUCAUAUCAUCACAAGAAUGUGAACAAUCAAGUCAAGAAAUCUCCUCCCAAGACACAACAAUGGAUUGCAGUGAACAGACUGACACAAGCAUACCUCCUGUUAUUAAACCAAGUAAAGAAAUCGCCUUCGUUAAUGAAACUGUUACAGUGGAUUGUAACGAACAGACGAACGUGAGCAGCACACCUCCUGUUGUUAAAUCAAGUCAAGAAAUUGCCUCUCAAGAUAUGGAUUGCAGUGAACAAAUUGACACCAGCACACCUCCUGUUAUUAAACCAAGCCAAGAAAUCACCUCUGUAAAUAAAACAGUGGAUUGUAACGUGACGAACAUGAGCAGCACACCUCCUGUUAUUAAACCAAGUCAUGAAAUCACCUCUCAAGAUAUGGAUUGUAACGAACGGACGAGCACACCUCCUGUUAAACCAACCACUGCUAUCAAAGCCUCCUCGGAGUGUAUCUCAUCACGUACACGACGCAGUAGACAUCCGCAGCAGCAACAAAAAACUAAUACUCAGAAAAAGUCUCGAAAAAAAGAAAAUAUUACUGAAUUGAAAUCCACGACCGAUAAACAUAUUAUAGUAACACGUACCAUGCUUUGUGAUUCAGUGCCAAAUGACGUACCGGAAAUUUCAACGGAAGUAACGGUUCUUGAUAAAUCUAACGAGAAAUCUCUGCUGUCAGAUAUUUUAGUGAACACAGAUAAUAACUUGAGCACUGGUUCAACUGAACACAUCACUGUGGUGACAUCCAUGAUCACUACUGACGAAGACUCAGCUAAUAUUACAGACAAUGGCAAAGACAAUCACUCAAACAAAGCUACAGAGGACGAAAAGUCCACUCCUCAGUCACAAGAUGACUUGACUGUUACUACUAGUGUACCUGACAACAUGUGCAAGCCUUCUAUAGAAACCGAAGUAAUGGAUAUAGCUUCAGCUGAAGUUUCAACAAAAGAAAAUGAAUUGCCAUCGGAAAAUUUGCCAGAUUUAACUGCUCCUAGUAGCGACAACAUUUCUCAUGUUAAAGACAAUUUGAAAGAUUGCGACGAAAACACUGUAAAAAGUCAGAGUAGUAAGGAGGCUGGAAAAAACAACAAGACGAGUCCGAAGACCCAACGCCCAAAGAGGAGAAUCAAGAAUGCUACGAUCAGUGCUGAGUCUCCACUGAAGAAAUUCAAAGUGUCCGGACCGCCCAAAAAUUUGAACGAUAAAGGCUCAUCAAACGAGAAAGCUAAAGAUGACCAGAGGAGCAAACUACGAAUUAGACAGCCCAGUGGAUCUGGUAAAGGGUUAUCACAGGAAAAAGUUCAAACAGACUCUACUCGCGAUGUUUCUGUGGAGGCUGAUAAUGACAAAAAAGCUGAUACUAUUGAGGGCCGUGAGUCUGAUGAUGGUAACAAAGAGCAAGAGGAGGAUAGCGUUCCCGUGUCUGCAGUGCCUAGUCUACCACCUUUCAUUGCACCCCAGUCAGGAAUGACCUCGAUGCAGAUUCUACAGACUUACAACUAUAACUUGAAAGCUGCUCUCACCAUCGAAGCUCCAAACACGGAGUACGCUAUUGAAAUGUUGAAUAAGCUGAGCAAUUUCUACUGCACUGCUGCAGACUUGGACAAGUUCCCUUCCAUCAUGGACACUGUCAAAAAGUUGAAGCGAUAUCGUGCCUGCCCGGGUGUUAUGGAGGGAGCAGAGAAGGUCCACGAGAAGUUUAAGAAGCUCUUCCUUCAUCCACCUCCACCAAGACCAGCCCAGCGUAUAAAGAGCGCCUCUAGAAUACCCAAGAAAGCACCCAUCAUGGCCGACUAUAUCAGAGCACAGAGCAGUCUUGCCAGCAACAGUAGGUCCACGCUGCACGGAAAUGGGAUCACAGACGUCAUCACCAAGCACAAGCCCAGCCCUCGCCAACUGAGGACACUCCACACACCCACUGUACCAGACAAACCAGUCGAGCCACAAGAGGAGAAAGAGACAGAAAACACGGUCGAGGUUCCCUCCACUGUUGACGCUCACACAGAGGGGGGUGCUCCAAACAUUUACAACUCAGUCGUCUCCGCUCAACCGUUGCCUAGCAACGACAAAAAUGACCAGACUGUUCCUAUCCUAGAAGACUAACUCUCUAAAAUUAAUUAAUUAAAAUCAUUUAUUAUAUUUAUUUUUAGGCUCUAUUUCAUACAUGUACAUGUACACAAAAUUACUUCAUUCAUUCCAUUUCAAUAUUUUAUAUACAUGUAUUUGUAAUAAUUAUAAUUAGCUGAGCAAUCAACAUUAAUUUUAUUACAA